Messenger RNA from Prunus dulcis (almond), 337 nucleotides. Its product is annotated as pentatricopeptide repeat-containing protein At1g76280-like. Bases 65 to 313 code for a protein of 82 amino acids. The record is from RefSeq and is a predicted model, not a curated record. NCBI's taxonomy places the organism in Eukaryota, Viridiplantae, Streptophyta, Magnoliopsida, Rosales, Rosaceae. The transcript is spliced from 2 exons.
CCAUGCUGUUAAUGCAGAUCAGUGCACUACUUUUGGCUUGGGAGUUGGAGAAGAAAAUGUUGGAAUGGAUAUGCUUGAUAUACAUAUUAGCCAGCCUGUUACGAAAAUUUUGAGAUGGUCGUUCAGUGAUGUUAUUCAUCCUUGUGCACGAUUAAGAAAUGGUGGCUUGGCAGAAGAGUUGAUCCUACAGUUAAGAAUUAUGCAGCAGAGAAAUUUGAAGCUGUAUGAUUCUACUCUGGCAAACCUUUCUGUAGGUUGCAGCAAAGUGCUAGAAUUGGAUUUUAGCUGUGUCUCUGCUGGAUCAAAUAUCUGAAUGUUCAUAUCCACAUCCUUUCAA